Messenger RNA from Schistosoma rodhaini, 4921 nucleotides. Lineage: Eukaryota; Metazoa; Platyhelminthes; Trematoda; Strigeidida; Schistosomatidae. The record is from the annotation of a GenBank genome assembly.
AUGAGUAAUAAUAACAAUAAAGAGGAUAUACUCGAAAGCACUGCUGAUAAUGUGAAAGGGGAAACGAAGGAAACAAACGUAAUGCAUGAAAUGUUUAAUAAUUCAAGAUCAAAUCAAAGCAGCAGUUUAAAUGAAAGUGAACUACGUACCACUAGUAGUAAUACAGUUACUAUAAGUUUUAGUGAAAGUGACAGCACAAGUUCAUCUAGCAAUCGUGGUGAUCCUAAUGACGGUGAUGAUAGUGAUGAAACUGAUUCAACUAGCUCCGAUGAUGAUGAGGAGGAGGAUGAGUCUGCUCAAUCAAAUCAAAUUGCCGAUUUUUCUGGUCAAGGUUUUACUACAGUACCAUCAAUAAUCUUUCAUCGAAUAACAAUCACCAAAUUAAAUUUAUCUAAUAAUAAUCUUAAUUAUUUACCAUCAGAAAUAUGUGAUAUGAUCAAUUUACAAUAUUUAGAUAUAAGUCAUAAUAAUCUACAAGGUUCUACUGAAGUACUUGGAAUGAAUUCUAUUGAUGGUAUUCAAAUGAAAAAUACUAAUGAAUCCAUUCAUCGUAGUAACAAAUCAGUUGAUUUUUUAAAUAAUAAUAAUCAUGAUCAUGCCAAUGGAAAAUUAGAUCAUGUACAAUUACCAAAAGAUAUGAAUCGUUUAAUUAAUUUAAAAACAUUAAAAUUGUCUUCAUGUGAUUUAAAAUUCAUUCCAAAAAUUGUAUUUCAAAUUAUUAGUUUAACUAAAUUAGACAUAAGUGAGAAUUGGACAAAUGAAAUACCUACAGCAAUAGGUAACUUGUUGGAGUUACGUUGUUUAUUGGCUAAACGAAUGGGACUAAGUACACUACCAAUACAGAUCAUUAAUUGCUCUAAAUUACGUACAAUAAAUUUAUAUGGAAAUGAAAUAACGUCACUUCCGGAUGAAUUUUCAAGACUUUAUAAAUUAAAAGCCUUGCAUUUAGAUUACCGACAUUUUAUAAAAGCUUUAAUUAAACCAAGGAAAGUUUCCAAAGUUAAAAUGGUCAAUUUUAUUGACUCAACCGAUGAAGCUGGCGAUAAUAAUAUUACAAUAGAAGUAAAUAAACCAAGAAAAUCUAUUGUAGCAGAAGAAACUGCAAUUUCAAUUGCUGAACGACUAGAUACAUUACUUCGUUCAGGUCAAAUGAAAUCAUAUCAUAUACCGGCUGCCAUAUUUAAACUACGAAGACUCACCGCAUUACAUCUUGAUCGUUGUCAGUUAAACUUCAUUCCAGAGAACUUAACACUUUUAAAGAGACUUCGUGAACUAUAUUUAUCAAAAAAUUAUUUCAGAGAAAUUCCACAAGGAUUGUUUACAUUACAUAAUACAUUGGAAUACUUAGAUUUAUCUGAUAACAAAUUGGAUGAUGAAGAAGAUAAGUCAGUUUUAUUGCCAAAAGAUUUUGGAGCUAAGUUUCAAAUGCUUAAAGUAUUAAAAUUGUCUUCAAUGAAUUUAACUUGUUUGCAAAAUGGAGUACUAUGUGGAAUGAUUGGAUUAGAACUGUUAGAUUUAAGCCGAAAUAAAAUAAGUCAAUUACCUGAUGAUAUAAAUAGCUUGAUUAGUCUUGAAGAACUAUUUCUCUCUGAAAAUAAGCUUACAUCCUUGCCAAAUACAAUAUGUCAACUGAAAGAACUUAGAACACUUGAUGUAAGCUAUAAUCAGUUAUCAGGAUUACCUGGAGAUUUAUAUUUACUCAAAAAUAUUCAGACAUCUCACUUGUAUAAAGGAUUGAAUAAAUCUGGUCUUUGGCUUCAGGGUAAUCCAUUAACCAGUAUACCACAAAGUGUAUGGAAAACAAUAGAUACUAAACAUUUAUGGAAAUAUUUAGAGGAUCAAAAAUUAAAAAAACUAUCUAGUACCAAACCAACUAAAAUUUUUAUAAUUGGUGAUAAAUUCUCUGGAAAAUCAACAUUAAUCAAAUAUUUAAUGAAAGAAGGUUCAAUCAAUACAAGUACACAGAUUAGUCUACCUUCACAACUUGAACAUUUUUCAAUUGACUAUAAAUCCAUGAUUCAAAAUAUUCCAAAUAAUGUUGAAUUACCAUUAGAAUGGUCACCAAUAUUAAUCAAUCAUUGUUCUUCACCAAAUGGAUUUAAAGUGAUAUUUUAUGAAAUUACAUUACCUCAAUUAUGUGAUCUAGAUCAUAGUCAUUCUUCUUUAUGUAAUCAACAUUCUGGAUUAGAAUUAAUUUUACCACACCUUUUGGAUAGUAACAGUUUUUAUAUUUUGCUUUUCAAUACAAAUUUAUUAAUCGAAAAUUUCCAACAAACAGUUAAUAGUAUAUGUUUUCAUUUACUCAAAUUGAUAAUUUAUGCACCUGGUUCGAUUAUUAAAUUGGUAGGAACACAUUGUGAUCAAAUUGAUCCAUAUAAGUCUUUUCUACAAGACUCUAUCAAUGCUAAUGAGAUCAUUGAUGAACAAAAUCACUCAUUAGAAACAAAUAAAUCAGAAAACCCAUUGAUAACUAUUAAAAACAAUGAAUCAGAUAACAAUAUAAGGAGUACUAAAAGCGGUGUUUUUAACGCACUUCAAAAACAUAUAAUAAAUACCAUUGAACGUUUAUCGAAAUGCACUGAAUCAUUUAAUUUGCCUAAUCUGUACAAACAUGAAGCAAAUAAUAAAAUAACAGUUUUACAGAAUAUCUCUUUUGUUAAUCUUUCUCUGCCAUUAUCUAAACAUCCUAUUACCUCUUCUCCCAAAAAUAAAGUACAUGUUGCAAAUCAACCAUACUUGAUCGAUAUUAUCAACGUAGACGAACUGUGGAGUGAAAUUGAACACCGAAUAAAUUAUACUUGUCAGACAUCAAACAGAGAUUGUUUCAUUCCUAAAUCAUGGUAUUCUUUAAUCGUUUAUGUACGAGAUAAACUGAAACCAUAUUUUAUGGUAAAACUUGACUUACGAUCAGAACAAAACAAUGAAGACUGCUCAUCAUCUAAAAUUGGAAAUAACCAGUUAACUUUGGACAAAACAUUUUUUGACGAGAUGAAAAUUGAUAACAUUGAGGAUUGUUUAAAUUACUAUCAUUCGAUCGGUCAAUUUCUCUAUUUUCCAAAGCAUAAGUAUUUAAAGGAUUAUUUAAUUUUACAUCCAACAGUAUUUCUUACUAUCAUUAAUGGUAUAAUAAAUCCACAAAUCAUAACUUCCGCCUACUAUGAUAUGAGCAACAGUAAUAAAAGUUUAUACCUUAGAUGGUACUUAAGUGCAAUAUCUGGUUAUUCAAAUGAAAGUUUGAAAGAAUACUUCAGCUCAUGGGAUCAUCAUAAAUCGAUUCCGUAUCAAUUGAUACGUUGUCUACUUCCUCCAUUUGGAUAUCGUACGUGUAAAUCAAUUCCAUCCAAUAAACCUCACCAACAAAUAAUACAACAACGGCGUUUGCUUCCAAGUAAACAAAAUCAUCACUUAGAUGUACCUUCACAUCACCAAGUAAGCAGGUUCGCUAUGAGGUCUUCAGUUAAAUCGAAAUCUCCUAUAAAUUUGUCAAAACAAGUUGAAACUGAGAAAGAUUAUUUCAAUCUAUCAGUUAGUUCAGUUAGUGAACCAAAGUUAUCACUUAAUAGUGUUUUACUACUGACAGAUCUAUUGGAAGCCGGAUUUAAAAUUCACAAUUUGAUUUUAGUUAAUGAACAUUUGAAAAAUGUACAGUUAAACAAUCCUAAACCUUAUAUAAUAUAUCCUUGUAUAUUUUCUGAUAAUAAUUCAAUGGAAUUUUUAUAUAGUAAUACAACAAAUUGUAUAGAUUUGACCACACAAUAUAAAAUAAAAGAAAAUGAAUGUAUACGUGAAAUAUGGUUUCCAUUAGGUCGACCUAUGGGUUAUUUUAAUCGACUUUCAGUUAGCUUAUGCAAAGUAAUAUGUGAUCAAACAAAAUACAUUGAAUUUUGUGGUUCGAUCCCAGAUUUAAAGUAUACAGAAAAGUUUAUAUUAAAUGAUUCGAUGGUUAAACAUAAUACAUUCAUUGUUGCAUACGACCAUAUCAAAAUUAUAUUGGAAGAAGUAACUGUUAAUGGAAGCCUGUUUUCUCUAUCCGAAUGUGACAUCCUAUAUGGAAUUAGAUGUAUACAACAAACUAAACAAAAAUCUAUACCUAAUGACAAUGUACAGCCGAACGAUAUUGCUUUUAAUCCAUUUCAAUGGUUUACUGAAACAUGUAACAAGUUAAAUAAUGAAGCCCAAGGCAUUGUUUGGUUUUGGUCUAAAUAAUCCACCUUUCAUGAUUAGUUGAUAACUAAUCCCAAAUAAAAUGAAUUGAAUGAAUUUGUGAAGUUAAUUAAUUAUAACAAUCAAAUUUCAUGGCGAUGAUUUAUUAAUAUUCUGAAGAUGGUUAAUUUCAAGCUAAACAAUAAAUUUAGUCACCGCACUAACGAAACUUAAAAGUUGAAGAUGGUUUAUGAAAAAACUUUCGAAUAAUUUAGAACGUGCGGAUUCUGUUACAUGACAUAUUUUACUUCAAAUUACAUGCCACUUUUACUAACUAAUUUAAAUGCAUUUUGUAAAGAAAAACUGCUGUUAAUCCCAGUUCCAGUAACACGAUUCAAAGUACUUCAUUCUGACACUGGCUUUUGUCGUUAAAACUAUUUGUAUUUGAUAAAAACAGCGAGCUUUUUGAUUUAAUAAAUUUCACCAAUUUUUCUCUUAAGCCGUUCUCAUUCUACUCUGUUCACCAUCUCAUCAUAUAUACAUUAGGCCUGUAAGAUCCUAAGUGCUCUACACAAAAUAGAAAAAUGUGACAAAUCAACUUAACCUUCUGUUACUUGAUGUAACAUUAUUCACAUGUGGCCUGACGCCUGACAAUCCACUGAUAUCUGUUGGUCACCUUUUUUACAGACAUGCUCAUAUUGUAUUAUUUUCUUUUCGUCAGAUUUACUUUAAUUAAUCAUGUACAUUAGUAUCCUAAUAUGCCUACAUACUCAUAAAA